Sclerotinia trifoliorum is the source of this 3862-nucleotide messenger RNA. The record is from the annotation of a GenBank genome assembly. Lineage: Eukaryota; Fungi; Ascomycota; Leotiomycetes; Helotiales; Sclerotiniaceae.
UUCUGAUUGCUGGAAUUCCAGCAUCUUCAGAGCCGUCAAAAUGCGGGGAUGCAUCGGCAAGAACAUCAUGCAUGAGCACAAGCUUUGUUUCCCCAAUGAUGCUAUUUUGAGAAUGCUAUAUAAGAAAUAACUCUGGCAGUGUAAUUCAUGUACUUUGCUUCCACAGAGUGAUAUCAUGAGGUUGCUAAACAUUUUCACGACUUUGUGUCUCUUACUUUGGAGUGGAGCUGCUACAAAUGAUGGUUUGACCGAUGUUGUAGAAUGGGAUCCAUAUAGUUUGACUAUCAAUGGUGAUAGGGUCUUCAUUUAGUGAGAUUUUCUAAAGUUAUCAUCGAAUUUCUGCUAACUGCUACUUAAGCUCUGCUGAAUUCCAUUACCAGCGUAUGCCUGUUCCGGAACUAUGGCUUGUAUGUUACUUAUCCCUCAAUUCGUGCAGAAAUCUUACGGCGAUUAGGACAUUUUCCAAAAAUUCCGAGCAAAUGGUUUCAAUACAAUUAGGUAGGUUCAACAAUUAAUGCCUGGUUUGGAUUGUCUAACUUAGUGUAGCGUAUAUUUCUUCUGGUCUUAUCAUGAGGCCUCCAAGGGAUCAUUUGACUUCGAAACAUCAGGCAAGAAUGUUCAAAGAGUUCUUGAUUAUGCAAAGGAAGCUGGAAUCUAUGUCAUUGCUCGAGCCGGGUAUGCUUAAAUGGUUUACUAAAAGUUUUUGUCCCUAUACACAGCUCCCAGUUCGGAAGCUCACGCUAGUGCUUUCUUGUAUACAUACUUUGUUACUUGUUACAUCUUGACUCUCAGGCCUCCUUAUCUCCCCAAAAUCAUGCUAGAUGGCAAUCACUGACUCAUCCGAUUGUAUAGACCAUACUGCAAUGCUGAGACCUCUGGUGGAGGUCUUGCAUUGUGGGGUUCUGAUGGAAGUAUGGGGACGUUAAGAACAAACAAUGCCGCAUACUAUCAAUCUUGGCAACCAUGGAUCAAGGAGAUUGGAGCGAUUCUGGCGAAAAACCAAAUUACCAAUGGAGGAGUAAGAGUCAUGACGGACAAGUUCCCAACGCAUACUAACUUUUCCUAUAGCCCGUCAUCCUCAAUCAAGUUGAGAACGAACUUCAAGAAACAGUUCACUCGGCGACUAAUACUUUAGUUCUUUACAUGGAGCAACUUGAAACUGCUUUUCGGGCUGCUGGCAUUACUGUCCCUUUUAGCCAUAAUGAAAAGGGCCAGCGAAGUGAGUCAUGGAGUACUGACUAUGAAAACGUCGGUGGUGCUGUGAAUGUUUACGGCCUAGAUUCCUGUAAGUACAUCAGAAUGCUACGUUUUCAUUUAAUUGUCAAUCUUAAAUUUUCUCUCCUUGUACUGAAGCUAAUAUCUCUAGACCCCGGUGGUUUGUCAUGUACUAACCCUAACUCUGGUUUCUCUGUUGUUCGCAAUUAUUACCAGUGGUUUUCAAAUUAUUCUUACACGCAGCCAUCAUACUUCCCGGAAUUUGAAGGUGGUUACUUUACCCCAUGGGGCGGUAGCUUUUAUGAUGAAUGCCAAUCGGAGCUUGAUCCUUCGUUUCCAGAUGUUUACUAUAAGAACAACAUUGGGCAAAGAACAACUCUCAUGAGCUUAUAUAUGGCUUGGGGUGGUACGAAUUGGGGUCACUGUAAGUAUUCACCGGUUUCAUCAAUGAAGUGAGAACUAAUUCUUUGUGUAGCUGCAGCUCCAGUGGUCUAUAGUUCUUACGAUUACGCAGCUCCCUUGAGGGAAACUCGUCAGAUUCGAGACAAACUAUCACAGACCAAGCUUAUUGGUCUUUUCACGAGAGUUUCUACCGAUCUACUCAAGACAGAUAUGAUUGGCAACGGCACUGGCCAUAGCGUAAGUGCCCUUACAGGGGUGGAGAAACAUAUUCAGACACAAAGCUGACGCGUAGUAGGUAUCUUCAACUGGUAUUUGGUCAUGGGUUUUACGAAAUCCCGAUACUCAAGCCGGAUUUACUGUUGUCCAACAAGCGAGUUCUGGCUCAAGAGCGUCAGUGACCUUUGACGUAUACCUGAAUACCUCUCUUGGUGCUGUGACUGCUUCUAAUGUCAACCUAAAUGGUCGCCAAAGCAAGAUUCUCGUCACAGACUAUAAUUUUGGAAAUCAUACUCUCCUUUAUGCAUCAUCUGACAUCCUCACAUAUGGUACAUUCGAUGUUGAUGUUCUAGUUUUCUAUCUCGAACAGGGACAAAUUGGUCAAUUCGCUUUGAAGACAGCCUCAAAAUUGACCUAUCAAGUUUAUGGAAAUUCAGUCUUCGCUGCAAAUUCAAAUUCAAGUUCUUCUUCGACCUCACAAACGUUCACAUACACCCAAGGAGCUGGGCAAACAGUAGUCCAAUUCUCUGAUGGAACUUUGGUAUAUUUACUUGACCAGCCAUCUGCAUGGAAGUUCUGGGCGCCACCAACUACAUUAAAUCCUCAGGUCAAGCCCGAUGAACAAAUAUUUGUAUUAGGGCCAUACCUCGUACGAAAUGCAUCUAUGUCUUCUGGGGUCGUCCAGAUCUUUGGUGACAACGACAACGCCACAACUAUUGAAGUUUACGCCGGAAGCUCAUUAACUAAUAUCGUAUGGAAUGGAGUUUCACUUUCAGCAACGAAGACCAAAUAUGGUUCAUAUUCGGCAUCGCUUCCAGGUACUGAAAGCAGAGUCAUCUCAUUACCAUCAUUAACCAAAUGGGAGUCUGCAAAUUCUCUUCCGGAGAAGGAAACAUCCUAUGACGACUCAAAAUGGACUGUCUGCAACAAGACAACUACACAAAGCCCGGUAGCGCCUUUAACUCUUCCCGUACUAUUUUCAAGCGACUAUGGCUUUUACACAGGACAAAAAAUCUAUCGUGGGUAUUUCGACGGUCUCAAUUACACAUCAAUCAACAUUACCUGCUCUGGAGGUUUAGCUUUUGGUUGGAGCGCUUGGCUAAAUGGUGUACUCAUCGGCGGAAAUACCGGCGUCGCCACUGCCACCACUACCAACGCCAUUCUUGGUCUCACAAAUCUUACCUCAGUCGUCAAGUCCAAAAACAAUCUCGUCACAGUCGUAGUAGACUACCACGGCCACGAUGAAACCUCCACAGCAAAAGGCGUCGAAAAUCCCCGUGGUAUUCUCGGCGCAUUUCUCGUCCCUAAACCUUCCACAUCUACUGGAUUCAAGCUCUGGAAAAUCCAAGGAAAUGCAGGAGGUUCUGCAAAUAUUGAUCCAGUACGAGGACCUAUGAAUGAGGGUGGAUUUUACGGUGAACGUGUCGGCUGGCAUCUUCCCUCUUCCCCACCCCUUCCUUCUUACUCUACUCCCCUCAUCGGUCUCAACACCUCAGGAAUAUCCUUCUACACUACAAACUUCGCUCUUGCUCUCGAUUCCGACCUCGACGUUCCUCUCGGAAUUAAGCUUUCAGCUCCAGCUGGGACUGUCGCACGCGUUAUGAUCUGGAUCAACGGUUAUCAAUAUGGUAAAUAUGUUCCGCACAUCGGCCCUCAAACUGUCUUUCCUAUACCACCUGGUAUUAUUAAUAAUCAGGGAAACAAUAAAUUGGCGUUGAGUUUGUGGGCGAUGACGGAUGCAGGAGCCAGGUUGACGGAUGUGGAGUUGGUUAGUUAUGGGGUUUAUGAGAGUGGGUUUGGGUUUGAUAGGGAUUGGAGUUAUUUGCAGCCUGGUUGGGAUGAGGGGAGGUUGGCUUAUGCUUAGAUAUGAGAUUGAUGAGGUGGGAUGGUAAUUGGAAUGGUGAGGUGACCGGCGAUAUGGAUCGUUGUUAACAUAGAUGCCACUCUUGUGGAAAAUAUCCUGUAUGCUAAAAUUAAAAAAUUGUUAUCUUAAUCUCCUCACUGUUCCAUUGCUCUUGAUCAUUCUUCA